CAUUGGAGAAGAAAUCGGAGUUUUGUCUCUUUCAAUCUCCCACCUCAAGAUUUUGAGGCUCCAGAGGAACCGAGACCUUCUCCUCUAUCUUCGGGGCUUCUUCUUCUCCCAUCUCAGCUUCACGUUUCUCAUUUCUCACUCCUCAUUUCUCAGCAUUCCAUGGCAGCUUCCACUUCCAAUGCCGUUCUUCUCGGAGAUGUCUACUUUGACGAAGUCACCGCCAAGCCCUCCGGCGUUCGCUUCCGGGACAGGACGCGCCGCGCCGCUUUGCGAGCUACCGUCAAUCUCACAAGAUUGCAACCCUUGAACAGUCUUUUGAACUUCGGGUGCUCCACCUCCAAUUCAACUUGGAGGAGUUGGAAUCCGAGCUCGCUCCUUGUUGGAACCAAGCGCCCCUCCUUUCCUUGCUGCUCCGCCGAUACAGCGCCUCAUGUUCAACACCUUUCCUCCUCCACAUUUUCACUCGACCAAACAAAUUUUGGUCCUGAGAAGUUGAAGUUGUUUUCGGGGUCAUGUUACCUACCACAUCCGGAUAAGGAGGACUAUGGUGGAGAGGAUGCACAUUUUAUUUGCGUAGAUGAACAAACAAUUGGUGUUGCAGAUGGUGUAGGUGGCUGGGCAGAUGUUGGUGUUAAUGCUGGACUGUUUGCUCAAGAACUCAUGUCCCAUUCUGUUAGAGCAGUUGAAGAGGAACCAAAAGGUUCUGUUGAUCCCGCGAGUGUUUUAGAGAAGGCUCACUCAUUUACAAAGGCAAAGGGUUCAUCAACAGCUUGUAUCAUUUCCCUUAGUGAUACGGGACUGCAUGCCAUUAAUUUAGGUGACAGUGGGUUCAUUGUGAUUAGAGAUGGAUGCACCAUUUUCAGGUCCCCUGUUCAACAGCAUGACUUCAAUUUUACGUAUCAACUGGAGAGUGGCAAUGGAUGUGAUCUACCCAGCUCUGGUGAGGUAUUCAAAAUAUCUGUUGUGCCAGGAGAUGUUGUCGUUGCUGGAACAGAUGGAUUGUUUGACAAUCUGUACAAUGAUGAGGUUGCUGAAGUUGUUUUGAAGGCAGUUAGAGCUGGACUAGAACCCCAAGUAACUGCUCAGAAGAUAGCAGCACUGGCUCGUCAGCGAGCACUGGACAGGAAUAGACAGACACCAUUUGCUACUGCCGCCCAAGAGGCUGGGUUCCGUUAUUAUGGUGGGAAGCUUGAUGACAUAACAGUUAUAGUGUCAUACAUAACUGGCUCAACAUAUGUAGGAUGGGGUUUUGCAUAGUUCAUGUGUUUUGAUAUGUAGCUUCUUUUAUGGAGCUUGCAUGUGAUGCUGUUUGAUCAGGGGUUUAAUUACUGGUGCAAUACGGGGAUGUAGCUCUGUGAGGGGUCAAAACCAGGGGAUUGGAGCGUAUGCUGAGAAGGUUUCAUGGUAAUAAACAAGGGAAUGUUGGUAGAGAUAUUGCAGGGGAAAAUUGUCAUCUGCAACCACUACUAAAUGCAAGCAUAACCCCGAAACUCAAGCAAAUACAAAAUGAGUACACGGAAAGGAGGAAUGAUCCCCCUCCCCCAGAAACCGGUAGCAAAUGCCCCAAUGGUCCUUUACUUUUAUUUAUGUUCUAGGAUUAUCAUGGUUGAAAAGUUUUGUUUAAAAAUAUAUUUCCAUAGACAUUUAUAUAAGUAAAUAAGAAAGAAAAAUAGAAAAACCUUUUUCCAUAAA
Vigna angularis (adzuki bean) is the source of this 1692-nucleotide messenger RNA. Its product is annotated as probable protein phosphatase 2C 55. The transcript is spliced from 6 exons. NCBI's taxonomy places the organism in Eukaryota, Viridiplantae, Streptophyta, Magnoliopsida, Fabales, Fabaceae. The coding region runs from base 160 to 1257 and encodes 365 amino acids. The record is from RefSeq and is a predicted model, not a curated record.